UUUUUUUAAAUUUGCCUUAGCAAAACAGUUUAUUACAGCGAAACACGGCGGACGAGGUAGAAAAAUUACUUCUUAAUUUCGGUUGAAACCCUUGGGUUUGCCGACAUGUCCUAUUUGGGUAUGAAGGCCCUUCUAGACUGGGUGAACAGCGUGAAGCUGUCAGAAGAACAACAACAAAUCGACAGUUUAAGGGAUGGGACGGUCUUGUUGAAACUGGUUUAUCGUCUGAAAAAGGAAUCAACCUACAACAUCAGUGAUUCGGUUGAAGAAAGAUUUAAUAUAAUCUCUACUUUUUUGGAGCGAGACUGCAGAUUUUGUCCAUCCAAAGGAACUACAAUUUCCUGGGACAGCAUACAAAAUGGAAGAAAUCUCAAUGUGGAAAUCUCAAAGGUGCUGAUUUUGCUGCUGUAUCACGAUAUGAUGUCUGAACGCCUCACUUUAAACAUGCUGGACAGUGAGGUCGAAAAACAGCUAGCAUUCAUCACAGAUUCAUUUGUGUUGGAGAGUGAUGGCAUGGUUUAUCUCUCUGAUCAUCUAGACCAGUAUUUGGUAAAAAAACGUUUGCCAUACACUAAGCCACUGGAAAGCACGUCAUCUUCCAAUAUGUCGACAUCCUCCCCGUUCUCCAUCUCCGAUGAGUCGCCCAUCUUUCGUCGCUCUACAAAAGUUGCAUUUGUGGAUCUGGAAACCGUGGCUUCCUCAUCAGUCAGCCAGUCUCCUUUGAUUGAUAUAAUGAAUACGCCCAAGUUUCAGAUGAGACAAAUGCAAAGAACACUGAUCAAGGAGAGGGAGUACAAGGAUACUGUGGAGAGGGAGCUAGCCAACAUGCUUACACUCGUCGCACAGAGGGAAGGCCUCAUCAGUCAGCUGCAAUAUCGAAACGAGAAGCUUAAAGAAGAGAAUGCUAAUCAGGAGCAUGCUAGCAGAGAGCAGAUCAGUGAGCUGGAAACAAAGAAUGAUAUGUUGCGAGUGCGUCUUGAUGAAAUUUUAAUCGAGAAUAAAGAGCUGAAGAGUUCAUCCGCACUGAUGGAGAGGAAAGUAGACGAGCUUGCUGAGGAAAAUGGGGCUCUCUCCUCUCGGGUGAGAGUGUUGUGUUCACAACUGGCCUCCUGCGAGGAAAAGGUUAACAGAAUGACUCAAAGACACUUCUCCAUCGAAGAGGAUUGGGAAAGCAAAUCCAGCCAACUAAUCUCAGAACUGAAGGAAGCAACUGCACAGAAAGAGCUCCUGACUGAACAGAUUCAAAUCCUGCAAGGAAAGAUAUCCUGUUUAGAGGAAGAAAUGAGCAAGGCCACCAAGGAGGAAGAAGGAGAGAAUAUGGGUCCUGUGAUGGAGAGAUCUUUGAACACUGAAAUUCUCAGCCUGAGGAAUGAGCUGGAUUGCACACUUUCUUCUCUAAAGGAGGCAGAAAUAGAAAUUAAAAACUGCAAUCUGAAGAUGGCGGAGUACCAACAACAAAUUAGCACACUACAGCAGCACAACGCUGCUUUUGAACAAGAAAUAUUUACACUAAAGGAGGAAAAUAGAGAGAGCCGAGAGCUUCUUCGUCACACUGAGGAAAGGGUGGCCAGUCUUGAGACUGAGCUAGAGCAAGCAGAAGAGUUACACGAGGAGAUCAAAGAAGUGAAGGAACAGGUUGAAAGGCUUCGUUCCUCUCUGAGAGCAGCUGAAGAAAGCUUACGAUCCAAGGAAGAGCAGUUUGCAGAGCAGCAGCUACAGAGCUGUCAGCACCUGGAGGCCCUGCAGAUUGAGGUGAACCGAUUGAAGCAAGAGAUCCAGACCAAAGAACAUGAAGCUGAUCUGUUAAAAUCUGACCACUGUAAGGAGACAGAAGUCCUCAGUGAGGAGAUCAAAGCUCUUAAAAAUCAAGUGCAAAGUUUGAUGGAGUCUCUGAAAACUGCCACAGAAGAACGGCAGAUUCAUGAGAACCUGUUGGCUCAGAAGGACAUGGAAAUGUCUCAGGUGAAGGACUCGUUUAAAAGUCAGAUUGAAACCUCAGAGAAAGAGAUCAGAAGACUUGGAGAAGAGAUCCAGACCAAGGAGGACCAGCUGGUCUCCCUAAAGAAAGAGAGCUCCUCACAUUCUGACGAGCUGCAGCAAGAAAUCCAGAAUCUGCAACAACAGGUGGUUCUGAUGGGGGAAUCUCUCAGGACCACUGAGGAAAAGGUUCAGACUCAACUAGCUUUGCUAAACGAGCAGGAGCAGGAGAACGCUCACCAGAAGGAGCUUCUACAGCAACACUUGUCUACUUCUGAAGAGCAGGUAAAGAACCUGAAGAACGAGAUCCAGACCAAAGAACAACAGAUGACCUUGAUACAAAAUCAAAGCUCAGAGCAAGCAGAAGAGUUACACCAGGAGAUCAAAGAAGUGAAGGAACAGGUUGAAAGUCUUCGUUCCUCUCUGAGAGCAGCUGAAGAAAGCUUACGAUCCAAGGAAGAGCAGUUUGCAGAGCAGCAGCUACAGAGCUGUCAGCACCUGGAGGCCCUGCAGAUUGAGGUGAACCGAUUGAAGCAAGAGAUCCAGACCAAAGAACACGAAGCUGAUCUGUUAAAAUCUGACCACUGUAAGGAGACAGAAGUCCUCAGUGAGGAGAUCAAAGCUCUUAAAAAUCAAGUACAAAGUUUGACGGAGUCUCUGAAAACUGCCACAGAAGAACGGCAGAUUAAUGAGAACCUGUUGGCUCAGAAGGACUUGGAAAUGUCUCAGGUGAAGGACUCAUUUAACAGUAAGAUUGAAACCUCAGAGAAAGAGAUCAGAAGACUUGGAGAAGAGAUCCAGACCAAGGAGGACCAGCUGGUCUCCCUAAAGAAAGAGAGCUCCUCACAUUCUGAUGAGCUGCAGCAAGAAAUCCAGAAUCUGCAACAACAGAUGGUUCUGAUGGGGGAAUCUCUCAGGACCACUGAGGAAAAGGUUCAGACUCAACUAGCUUUGCUAAACGAGCAGGAGCAGGAGAACGCUCACCAGAAGGAGCUUCUACAGCAACAGUUGUCUACUUCUGAAGAGCAGGUAAAGAACCUGAAGAACGAGAUCCAGACCAAAGAACAUGAAGCUGAUCUGUUAAAAUCUGACCACUGUAAGGAGACAGAAGUCCUCAGUGGGGAGAUCAAAGCUCUUAAAAAUCAAGUACAAAGUUUGAUGGAGUCUCUGAAAACUGCCACAGAAGAACGGCAGAUUAAAGAGAACCUGUUGGCUCAGAAGGACUUGGAAAUGUCUCAGGUGAAGGACUCAUUUAACAGUAAGAUUGAAACCUCAGAGCAAGAGAUCAGAAGACUUGGAGAAGAGAUCCAGACCAAGGAGGACCAGCUGGUCUCCCUAAAGGAAGAGAGCUCCUCACAUUCUGACGAGCUGCAGCAAGAAAUCCAGAAUCUGCAACAACAGGUGGUUCUGAUGGGGGAAUCUCUCAGGACCACUGAGGAAAAGGUUCAGACUCAACUAGCUUUGCUAAACGAGCAGGAGCAGGAGAACGCUCACCAGAAGGAGCUUCUACAGCAACACUUGUCUACUUCUGAAGAGCAGGUAAAGAACCUGAAAAACGAGAUCCAGACCAAAGAACAACAGAUGACCUUGAUACAAAAUCAAAGCUCAGAGCAAGCAGAAGAGUUACACCAGGAGAUCAAAGAAGUGAAGGAAGAGGUUGAAAGUCUUCGUUCCUCUCUGAGAGCAGCUGAAGAAAGCUUACGAUCCAAGGAAGAGCAGUUUGCAGAGCAGCAGCUACAGAGCUGUCAGCACCUGGAGGCCCUGCAGAUUGAGGUGAACCGAUUGAAGCAAGAGAUCCAGACCAAAGAACAUGAAGCUGAUCUGUUAAAAUCUGAUCACUGUAAGGAGACAGAAGUCCUCAGUGAGGAGAUCAAAGCUCUUAAAAAUCAAGUACACAGUUUGAUGGAGUCUCUGAAAACUGCCACAGAAGAACGGCAGAUUCAUGAGAACCUGUUGGCUCAGAAGGACAUGGAAAUGUCUCAGGUGAAGGACUCGUUUAAAAGUAAGAUCGAAAUCUCAGAGCAAGAGAUCAGAAGACUUGGAGAAGAGAUCCAGACCAAGGAGGACCAGCUGGUCUCCCUAAAGGAAGAGAGCUCCUCACAUUCUGACGAGCUGCAGCAAGAAAUCAAAACACUUUCUCAAAGACUCAAAGCUAAAGAGCAGGAGUUAGAUGACACCCAGCAGGAAUCGUCUCAAAAGAUGAACUCCUUCGAGCAGCAGCUUCUGUCAGUAAACAUGGAGCUGACACAAGUCAAAGAGACGCUAGCAGCAAACCAGAGAAUGAAGGAGGCAGUGCAGGAGUUACAUGUUUCCUCAUUAAAGCAGAAGGAAGUAGUUGUUCAGGAAAAGGAAACACUUUUGGUCAGGAUCCACCAGGCUGAGACCGAUCGGAAGGCUCUGGAGAAACGGGUCGAAACCCUAAUCGCUGAGAAGGACAGGCUUGCUCGAGCCAACGAGGCCAUGGAGAGGGAAAACAAAACCUCAUGCAAACUGGAAUUGGUGCUGCAGAAGGAGCUUGAAAUCCUAAAAAGAGAGAGAGAGCAACUUUUGAUGGAAAGAGAAAAGGCUGAAGAAACUGAGUUGGCGAUGAGAGACCUGGAGAAACGGCUUGCUGCUAGAUCAGAGGCUGCUGAACAUUAUAAGACUCAGAUGGAGAAAGCAGUCAGCCAUUAUAACAACAAGAAACAGCUUCUUCAGAAAAGUGAGGAGGAAACGGCGGAGCUCAGACGUGCUUUAGAGGUGAAGAACCAUGAAGUUAAUGCCAUCACCAUGGACAAAAGACUGCUCCAAGCUGAUCUAGACAAGGUCCAGACCAAUGAGAAGAAACUUUUGAGUACAGUGGCCAGUUUAGAGACACAGUUGGCCUAUGCUGACCAGACGCUUCGGGCACAAAAUAGGAUUCAUGGCAGUGAGGCUGGCUCGUCUAAAGAGUCGUUUUACUUGGCGGUUCCCACCAUUCGCUCGGGUGUUUCCACCAGAUCGCAGAUGAAGAGGAGCAUGAGUUGUGACAGCCUUGGUGAAAGCUCCCUGGAAGACACUCUGAACUCUACAAGGAAGCUGUCAGCACCCGAGGAGUCGAGCACGCCACUCGUCCGCAGCUCAGAGCGUCUAGCAGCCAAACGCAAAGGUCCUCAGUCUGAGUCGCAGGAAAGCUUGUACUUUACUCCCAUUAACACCAGACAGACCAGAAGGGGCAGUUUAAGUUCUGACACGGUUCUGGAGUCGGCUCAGAAAAACCCGGCAUCAUCUGCCAAACGACGCCGGACCACCCAAGUUGUAAACAUCACCAUGAGCAAGAAGAUGCCAGGUUCUUCUGAGGAAAGUGAGACGUUGGGUUCUGGCUGCUCUGUUGCCCACUCUGCUCGAUCCCUGUCUAUGGAGGCUUUUGACACGCCUCAUGGUAAGUCCAGUGCUGCUAGUGACCAGCUCAUCGGUCUUCCGGGGUACAGACGGAGCACCAUUCAUUCACAGACCGCUGGAACGUUCUGUGUUGGAGCAGAAAACGAACCAGACGGUGGUCCUGAUGACUGGCUGAGGAUCGCAGAGCUCCAGGCCAGAAACAAGGCCUGUCUCCCACACCUAAAGAGCAGCUACCCUGUAGAGUUUGAGACUAGAGGGACUGGCGGAUUCGUUUUCACUGACGAGGAGCUCCGCACCGGGGACCCGUCUGACACGAUCAGACGGGCAUCGAUGAUGCCAGGCCAGCUGCAGGACUCCCUCGUGUCCCAUCGGCAGUCUCUCAUGUUUGGUCAGGCAGGUGUUGGAAGCCAAGCUCAUCGCAUGUCCUUGAUGCCGGGACAGCUUCCGUCCAAAAGACCCAGCCAGAAAAGCCCAAGGGGUUCAAAACAGUCGUCUUCCACACUGUCCUUACCCCAGACUUCACCUGAGAGAAAAACAAGAACCAGCUGUUUCCCUCGUCCUCUCACUCCCAAAAGCAAGAACGUGAGCAGCUCUCAUCUGCACGCUGUCCUCACUCCUGCUGAGCGGAGGCAGUCUACGGUGUUCACCAUUGAGAACACCCCCAAGAAAAACAAUUAUUUAAAGAAAAAACUGACCAAACUACGAGGCUCCGCCCGUAAAUCCCCCACGGCUCGACCCGGCAGCUGGAAGUCACCACAAUCGACUUCAAAAGGAGUAAAAAAAGCUUCUCAAGCUAACAGCAGAUCUGCAAAGUCUCCUGGGUUGACCGAAAGUGCUCGCAAGAAACAGGUGUCUGUAGAGCAUGAAAAACUUUUGGAAGUUCAUGAUGAUGAUGCGCAGAAUGAAAGUUUGAGGACUGCUGUGGAGAAUGCAUAAUUGUUAAAAACUUUUUUUUUUUUUUCAAAAUUUUCAUUGUCUUUUAGGACAUUUUGCACUUUGCAUUUUUUUCCUUUGAAUAUUGUUAUAUUUGUUAAUAAAAUGUUUUAAAUAAAAUAAAAUAAAACCUUACAUCACUGCAAUCAAUUUACUGAAUCGGAUAAAAAAAAUUAUAAGAUGCAUGUCAAAAGACCUCUUUAAUUACAUGCUAAUUCACUGUUGGGUUUUGGCUGGUUGACCUGGAAGUUAACCAUUUAGUUCACUGACAGCAUACUGAACGGUUUUCUUUAUGCAUAUGAAACUAGCAAUGAUGUGAUAAAAUAAUUCAAACUUGUUUUUAAGUCAAACUGAUGGUUAUUCAUUGUUUAUUUGCUGUCCAGUGAGAAAUCCUGUGGAGAUUUUCUGAAAUUUCUUGUCACAUUACUUCCUGUUUGAGAUUCAAGCCUUCAGAAUAAAGUUUUUUUUGAAACCCGA
Nothobranchius furzeri (turquoise killifish) is the source of this 6747-nucleotide messenger RNA. RefSeq names its product nuclear mitotic apparatus protein 1 (gene numa1). Gene Ontology annotation, biological process: establishment of mitotic spindle orientation. Lineage: Eukaryota; Metazoa; Chordata; Actinopteri; Cyprinodontiformes; Nothobranchiidae. Gene Ontology annotation, molecular function: microtubule binding. The record is from RefSeq and is a predicted model, not a curated record. Gene Ontology annotation, cellular component: spindle pole; spindle microtubule; centrosome.